AUGGCAGAGGAGCACGGAGGACGAGGGCAGCCUUCACAUCACAGAGAAGACCCUUCAUUUGCGCGCGACGACGAGGCCCGCCAGAGGCUCCACCACGCAGGACCACCACCACCUUCCGCUGACCAGCGGUAUCCCGACGACGCUCGAUCCAGACCAGCCAUGGCUGCUCCCUUGACGUUGCCAGCCAUCCAGGACCAUUAUGGCCAGCAGCCACCGUACCAGAGAGGUUAUCCACCACAGGACCCGCGUGGCGACCCCAGAGGCGACCCCAGAGGCGAUCCUCGUGGUGACCCUCGCGCAGACUCUCGAGCCGGCAACUACGAUGCCUCGCCUAGCUCCGUGAACGGCUAUCCUCCGCCACGCCCACCUCCAGGACCAGGAGCCCACCCCACCCAACUCCCACCGCUUCAGCCUCCCGGUCCUCGGUCUCCCACCUACCCUCCCUCGGAACCGAGAGAGGAUUAUUACCGCGACCGCCAGCCCCCGCCGCCUCACUAUCCCGAUCCGUACCACCAAGACUACCACCGCGGAGGGCCUCCCCCGCCUCCUGGAGCACGGUAUCCCGAGUACGGCCCCCCACAGCCCGGCCAGGGCAUGCCUAGGUAUGAAUACGGUCAUCCUGCAGCGGGCGGGCCUCGAUGGGACUAUCCCCCAGGUGCCGUGGCACUACCCCAGGCUGCACCAAGGCAGCGGACGUCCAUUGCCUGCAGAUACUGCCGGAAGAGAAAGAUUCGUUGCAGUGGUUAUCAGAGCGCGCCAGGAGGCAAAUGCGUGAACUGCAGCAGGAUGAACCAGGAGUGCAUCUUCCAACCUGUGUCCUCUAGCAGCUCAACAGCGUUCAUUCCCGUUUCCGCCGUGCCAGGCGGAGUUCCACCCGGCACGACGCUCUAUGGGGCGUAUGGCCAACCCCUUCCGCCGAGCUCGAUGCCGCCUCACCAACAUCCCCAGCAGCCGUACCCUCCUGGCCCCGGCGGCAACGGCUAUUAUCCGCAACCUUUGGCUUCUCCAACGACUUCGUAUCCACCUUAUGACCAGCAUCGCGGGCCCAAUAGGCGUCGGCCGCGAGAGUCAGAUGAGGGGGACGAACUACGACCACCGCCGCCAGAUCCAGCCGCCGGCGAUGACCCUCGACGGAGAUCGCCUGCAGCGUCCGACUCGAACCACAGCAGCCCGGGGAGCUACAUGCCCUAUCCGCCGGGCCACGGCGGACCAUUCGAUCCCAGAGGCCCGCCCGCUCGUCAAAGCCCUGGGCAGUCGUCUCUGGCUCCUUUGUCAACGUCUGGCGAUGAUCGCAGCGCCACUUCGGGUCAACGUCACAGUAAUUCGUCAACUCCCGCUGCCUCUUCCAGUUCUGUCAUGAGCUUGAACAAUCUGAUGGACAACCCAUCGGAUAUCGACAGAAACAUGCUUGGGCGGCUCAACCGCGCCCCCGGGUCUGGUCGAGGCCGCUGA
Verticillium nonalfalfae is the source of this 1452-nucleotide messenger RNA. RefSeq lists its product as uncharacterized. Gene Ontology annotation, cellular component: nucleus. The transcript is spliced from 2 exons. Gene Ontology annotation, biological process: regulation of DNA-templated transcription. The record is from RefSeq and is a predicted model, not a curated record. Gene Ontology annotation, molecular function: DNA-binding transcription factor activity, RNA polymerase II-specific; zinc ion binding. Bases 1 to 1452 code for a protein of 483 amino acids. NCBI's taxonomy places the organism in Eukaryota, Fungi, Ascomycota, Sordariomycetes, Glomerellales, Plectosphaerellaceae.